This is a messenger RNA of Anguilla rostrata (American eel), 2098 nucleotides long. RefSeq names its product actin nucleation-promoting factor WASL-like. The coding region runs from base 208 to 1308 and encodes 366 amino acids. The transcript is spliced from 7 exons. The record is from RefSeq and is a predicted model, not a curated record. NCBI's taxonomy places the organism in Eukaryota, Metazoa, Chordata, Actinopteri, Anguilliformes, Anguillidae. Gene Ontology annotation, biological process: actin filament organization.
UCAGAAAAAGCACAGGAAAGCAUUUAUUUUAAUUAACGGAAUUGAACUUAAGAUCUUAUAGGAUGACAUUAGUUUGGCAUUGAGUACUGAACCGUUUCCAAGUUGCUGUUGUUUGUAAGAGCAGCAAGUGGUCUUGUGAUAGAGGGAGUAAGGAAAGUAAAAAGAAGGAAAGAAAAAGGAAAGAUAGACUGAGUGAGGCAGUGAAAGAUGACAGAUAGGGGUCUCAUGGUCUACAGCCACCUGAUUUCCAGUCGGGAUAACGCACUUCUAUUCAAUCUGCUCGGACCAGAGUGCUCGGCCAUGGCAUCAGCAGUGGCUCAGGUGUUAGUGGCAUCCAUGGAGCCAGGGGGCCAUGGGGCCACCUGGAGGUGUAAAGGCACUGGGGUGGUGUGCCUGGUGAACGACCAGUCACUGAAGUCCUACUUUCUACGUCUCUACUGUGUCAAGAGAGCACAGUUGCUAUGGGAACAGGAGCUCUACACCCCCUUCAGAUACUCGGCACCCCGCCCCUUCUUUCACACCUUCCCUGCAGAUGAGUUUCAGGCAGGCCUGAAUUUUGCAGAUGAAGAGGAGGCAGAAAGAUUUCUCUCCGCAGUCGAGACACAGAUCAAAAGCACCCAGCAUGAGGGGAGAAAGUCAUUUGAUGGCUUGCAUGAAAACACUCAAGGCAAGAACAUUUUUGGGCAGACUAUUAGCAGUUACCCACUUCUAAGUCAUUCAAAUCAGUUAGAUUUUUUUGCCUCAGUGCAGUCUCUUGUACGCUCUGUUCUAGACUCUCCAAGUUGUUCAGCACAGAUGACCCUCGCCCACAACCUGAAGCCCUCCUCGGGACAGUUCUUCUGCCUCGUGGACCGUGCCAGCAAAAACCCAGAGAAAAGCUUUGAUGUAAAUACCCUUGACCCAGCCCAACAGAAGCUCUUUGCAAAGGCAGAGGUCAGUCAAACCAAUCAGAAGAGCAAACGGGUCUCCAGAAUCCACACCAUGGCCGAGCGCCAGGGCGGACUGGAGACGGUGCAGAAGGAUUCCCAGGUAUCUCAACCUCAGAGGCUUCCCAAAUGCAGACGUGCUUUUUCAAGCCUGGCCCUGAAGAAAGGCCCACUGCCUCCCCUCCCUGCACAGGCUGGGCUGCCUCCUGGGAGGGAACUCCGCUCUGUGACCCAAAAUAUCAGCAAUCUGGACUCCCGCAAGGGGCCCUUCUCAGCCACACCCCUCACCCAUGAUGCAAUUCCCCCUUCGCCUUCAAUGCCCGCACCCAGAAUUCCCCCAGGUCACCCUUCUCCAACCCAAUGGUCAGCUUCAAAUCGGUGAGAACCCUGACUCUCAAUAACAGUCUGUCUAAGGAUGCAUUUAAUUGCUAAUUGUGCAUUUUAGUCUUGACAUAGGAGCAUUUCAGAGACCAAAACAAGCUUAUUGGAGAAAUAAAUAAAACAUGUGGCACUCUCAUUCAGUGUAUUUAACCAACCAAGUCAAACAGCAGAAGAUAUAAUCAGUUUCCAUGAUACUUAAUCAGGGAAAUUUCACAAUCUUUCUUUGAAAAACUGAUUCACAUUCUGAUGUUGAGUAAUACCUGGUGUGUGAAUGCACUUGCCAACACACCAGUUAAACUGGUUUGUAACAUUCCACCAAAAUAUUUGACUGAUUGGCCAUUGAUUAAAAAAGAACUGAUAGCGUGGGAUGUGCUGUUAUGCAGCCAUUCAGUAUGUCCAGUAUCAGAAAGGGUAAAAUCUGAAUAGAAAUGAUAGAAAUCAUGUCUCCCAGUGGUGAUAAUUGGAAUUACUUCUAUCUCUGAAUAGCGCCUCAAGGGCAGGCAGGGUGUAUCAUGUUCAUCUGGAAUAGUUUUUGUUGUUGUUGUUUUUUGUUUCCUGACAGAUCCUAAUCUUGCCUGCUAAGUGUACUCAGGUAAUGGGAAGCAAUCCUGAUAUGAUGGGAUGCAUUUGCCCAGAUUCUUUGGGUGACCUAAUUCUAGCUGAAAAUGAAGGGACCCAUGGGGUACAGUGGGGUGGAUGGUAUGACCAAAAACAUACCAUUUUUCCAUGCUUGGGUGGUACAUGAUGCAUAUAGUGCCUCAAUAUGAUUAAUAAAGAGCAAAUCAAGAUAA